AGGUCGGGUUUGAGAUGACAGUCAACGUGAUUCUUUGUGGAUGCGUGGUUGCAUCCGCUCGCUCCACAAGGGCGUUCUUUUGCCAAACAAAUGGGGGGCAUGAUUGUUUUUUUGUUUGGAUUUUAUGUUCUUAAACCGUGCCAACGUAGCAGUAGCAUUUCUUUAGUUAUGGCGUCGUGUAGGUAUCUCUGCAAGGCGUAUAUGCAAGAGUAAGGCUCAGCCACUCAUGUGGUUGAGCAGAACCAUUCGGCUGCUUCCCCCAACGAGCGCGAUUCACGCCGUCCCCUCGCUCGCCAUUUCCGUCGCUGCCAUCGUCAAGCAGAUCAGCCGCCUCGCGCAAUUCACUCCUCGGCCGCGCGCUGGGCCGUGCCGCUCUCACCGCCAUCAUAUCGCGCUCUGACUGGUUGGUGCCGACAGCAGCAUGACGGAGGGCCUCCCCCCGCCGCCCAACGCGGUGGAUCCGUCAGCGGCGGCGGCGGCGGGGGCGGCGGCGCUGGAGGCGGAGCUGCUGGACGUGCUCGACGACAAGGGCCAGCCCACGGGGGACGCGCUGCCGCGCGGCGAGGUGCACAGGCGCGGGCUGUGGCACCGCGCGGUGCACACGUGGGUGUUCGCGGAGAGCGGCGCGCAGCUGCUGCUGCAGCGGCGGGCGAGGGACAAGGAGUCGUGGGCCGACAUGUGGGACGUGUCCAGCGCGGGCCACGUCACCACCGGCUGCUCAUCGCUGCACACCGCCGUGCGGGAGAUGGAGGAGGAGUUGGGCAUCUGUCUGCCCGCCGCCGCCUUCCAGCUGCUCUUCCAAGACACCUUCCAGUCAGUGCUCAAGGACGGCACUUAUAUAAACAACGAGUUUAGCGACGUCUACUUAAUCACAGUGCCCGAGCCCCUUCCUCUGUCAGCUUUCACCCUGCAAGAGUCGGAGGUGGCGGAGGUGAAGUGGGUGCCGUGGCGGGAGUACGAGGCCAGUCUGCGCAAUCGCGACCCGCAAUACGUGCCCUUCGACGUUGAGUCGCCCAAUGGCUACAAACAGCUGUUCUCACAUCUCGCCAAGAUAUCUUUGCCAUCGUAGGUGGAGACUCGGAUGCAGCGUUUGUAACGGCAUAUAUGUGCAUAGGAAUAUGAGUUUCCAACAUAUUUUUAUGGAAGAUGUGACUUGCCUGAUCAUCAGAAGUAAAAUGCUAGUGUAGCUAUUUUGUAUUAUCCA
Closterium sp. NIES-67 is the source of this 1204-nucleotide messenger RNA. The record is from the annotation of a GenBank genome assembly. NCBI's taxonomy places the organism in Eukaryota, Viridiplantae, Streptophyta, Zygnematophyceae, Desmidiales, Closteriaceae.